Suillus subalutaceus is the source of this 759-nucleotide messenger RNA. RefSeq lists its product as uncharacterized. Gene Ontology annotation, molecular function: acyltransferase activity, transferring groups other than amino-acyl groups. NCBI's taxonomy places the organism in Eukaryota, Fungi, Basidiomycota, Agaricomycetes, Boletales, Suillaceae. The record is from RefSeq and is a predicted model, not a curated record. The transcript is spliced from 3 exons. Bases 106 to 678 code for a protein of 190 amino acids.
CCCAUAUUUAAAGGUAUACAUACUAUAGUUUACAGUGACAUACUUAGUGAGGGACGUUUAUAGAUAGGAUUUGUCAGCUAGGGAACACACACGUACUAAUGCAUUAUGCAUUGCACUAGGUCACUCUCUGGCAUGUCCGGCCAAACAGAAAGUGAAGUGAAACCGAAUUUGGUCCUCCGCAUCACUCCCAUAGACGUGAAUGCUACCUUGGAGCUCCGCCAGUCAGUUUUAUGGCCCAGUCUUUCAAUCGCAGAUGUUCGUCUCGCCGAAGAUGACAGUGGUGUUCAUUUUGGAGCCUUCGUGCCACAGCACGAAAAGCCCGUCGCCGUCAUCUCGUUAUUUGACGAACCCUUACCGGGACAACACCUUGUGAUAUGUGGGAAUGAUAGCCCUUCCCAGAUAAAGUCUGCGCGCUUUCGUAAAUUUGCCUGCGAUCUGAUGCACCAGAAUCGAGGCAUAGGGACCCACUUACUUCUAUAUGCGGCUGAAGCUGCUCGAUCGACGCUGGGCGCAAGCAUCAUUUGGUGUGAUGCCCGGACAUCGAGCAGUGCCUGGUAUAAGAAACGUGGAAUGAUCGAAUUUGGUGACCCGUUCUAUAAGGGAGAUGUGAAGUAUAUCCGGAUGAAGAUGUCCUUGGACGCAGAUACUUGCAAGACCAGUGCGUAUAACGCCAUUUAGAUGUGCGAUAGUGCCGGGCCGUGACUAAAUGAUAAGCAUGAUUUGAAAGCUUGUGUCCACGAUAAUUGCCGCAUCUGACGC